AGGACCCUGUGGCCACUCAGCAUGUCCCAGCGACACUCGGACAGCUCCUUGGACGAGAAGCUGCUGGAAUACCGCUUCCACUCGGAGCUGCGGCUUGAUGCCAAGGGGAACCCGGCGUCCGGGCUCCCGAUAGUCCGGGGCACCCUGCAGGUCAGGGACAAUGAAGGCUUCCAGCUCGAUACCUCUGCGCCUGCACCCAUGUCCCCCAAGGACGAGGAGCCCCGGGCUGUUGUCCUGAGCACGCAGAGCCCCGUGGCCCUCAAGAUGGGCACCCAGCAGCUGAUCCCCAGGAGCCUGGCCGUGCUGAGCAAGACCAAGACCCCGGCGCGCCACCAGAGCUUCGGGGCGGCCAUGCUCAGCAAGGAGGCUGCCCGCCGGGACCCCCGGCUCCUCCCGACUCCCAGCUUCUCCCUGGACGACAUGGACGUGGACGUGGGUCCCGGGGGGGCGCUCCGACGGAACCUGCGGAACCAAUCCUACCGGGCGGCCAUGCAGGGCCUGGAGGGGCGGGGCAGGGAGCGGGGGCCCCCCCAGCUCAGCCCCAAGCUCCAGGCUCUGGCUGAGGAGUCCAGCCAGCCUCCUGCUCGGUGCCCGGCCAAGAACAAGAGGACCCUGGGGCGGAAACGUGCACACAAGGGCUCCUUCAAGGACGACCCCGGCUUCUACCAGGAGAUCCGCGAGCGGGGCCUCAACACCAACCAUGAGUCUGACGAUGACCUGCUCGACGAGGCGUCCGGCCGCGACGGGACCGGGAAGGCAGACGCCCCCAUCGUGGUCAAGAGCUACCGGCCGGCGCAGAUCACCUGGAGCCAGCUCCCGGAGGUGGUGGAGUCUGGCAUCCUGGACAAGCUGCCUGCUGAGGAACGCAAGAGGCAGGAGGCCAUCUUCGAGAUCCUCACGUCCGAGUUCUCGUACCAGCACAGCCUGGGCGUCCUGGUGGCCGAGUUCCUGCGGUCCAGGGAGCUGCAGGCGACCAUGACCCAGACGGAGCACCACCACCUCUUCUCCAACAUCCUGGACGUCCUGAGCGCCAGCCAGAGGUUCUUCCAGGCCCUGGAGCAGCGGCACAAGGCGCAGGUGUGCGUGGAGGACAUCAGCGACAUCCUGGAGGAGCACGCGGAGAAGCACUUCGGUCCCUACGUCGCCUACUGCUCCAACGAGGUGUACCAGCAGCGCGCCCUGCAGAGGCUGACGAGCAGCAACGCCGCCUUCCACGAGGCCCUGAGGGAGAUCGAGAAGCGUCCUGCGUGCGGGGGCCUCCCCAUGAUCUCCUUCCUCAUCCUCCCCAUGCAGAGGGUGACGCGGCUGCCCCUCCUGACGGACACCCUCUGCCUCAAGAGUCAGGGCCAUCCUGAGAGGUAUGAGGCCGCCAGCCGCGCGCUCAAGGCCAUUAGCAAGUUGGUGAGACGGUGUAAUGAGGGGGCCCACAAGAUGGAGCGCACGGAGCAGAUGUACACGUUGCACACACAGCUGGACUUCAGCAAGGUCAAGUCCCUGCCGCUGAUCUCUGCCUCGCGCUGGCUGCUGAAACGCGGGGAGCUCUCCGUGGUGGAGGAGGCCGGGCUCUUCCGGAAACUGGCUAGCCGGCCCACCUGCUACCUGUUUAUGUUCAACGAUGUCCUGGUGGUCACCAAGAGGAGGAGCGAGGACAGCUUCCUGGUGCAGGACUACGCCCAGGUGGAGCACCUCCAGGUCCAGAAGAUGGAGCCCUCCGACCCCUCCCUGCAGGGGGGCGGCGGUAGCCGCAGCUCCUCCGUGCCACACCCCUUCCAGGUGACGCUGCUGCACAACAGCGAGGGCCGCCAGGAGAGGAUCCUGCUGUCCUCGGACUCCGCGAGCGACCGGGCCCGCUGGAUCAUGGCGCUCACACACGGGAAGCGGCGGGGCCCCGCCAACAAAGGAGACCUGCUCCAGGUAGAGAUCACCAGGGCCUACCUGGCCAGGCAGGCGGACGAGAUCAGCCUGCAGCAGGCGGACGUGGUCCUGGUUCUGGAGCAGGAGGACGGAUGGUUGUAUGGCGAGAGACUGAGAGACGGGGAGACGGGCUGGUUCCCCGAGGACUUUGCCCAGUGCAUCACCAGCCGCGUGGCCGUGGAGGGCAACGUGCGCAGGAUGGAGCGGCUGCGUGUGGAGACGGGCGUGUAGCCUGCUGGCCCGCUCCCUGGCGGGGCCUGGCUGCCCACGGGUCUCCCCGAGCGCCGGUGACAGACACGUCCGGGGAGGAAGAUCACACGCGCUGUCCAGCCCGGGGGCCACCUCCCCGCAGGCUCCCAGGGCCUCGCCAGCCUGACCCUGCACCUCCCACGCGUCCUGUGCACCCACAGCGCCACCGUGCAGGGCAUGUGACUUGACACAGGACAUGGGCCCAGCUCCCUCCCUCACCUCUCCUGCCCCCCACAUGGGACAGGGGGCCAGUGUGUCCAGGGCAGCCCCCCUUUCUGAGGGGAGGUCCCCCUGGAGGGAGGUGGCUCUGUGGUGCCAGAGCUGAAAUCCCCGCUGAAGUUUUCACAGACAUUAAAGUAUUUCUUUAA
Messenger RNA from Suricata suricatta (meerkat), 2531 nucleotides. It is a transcript of the gene ARHGEF16, whose product is annotated as Rho guanine nucleotide exchange factor 16. The transcript has 14 exons. NCBI's taxonomy places the organism in Eukaryota, Metazoa, Chordata, Mammalia, Carnivora, Herpestidae. Bases 22 to 2145 code for a protein of 707 amino acids. The record is from RefSeq and is a predicted model, not a curated record. Gene Ontology annotation, molecular function: protein binding; guanyl-nucleotide exchange factor activity. Gene Ontology annotation, biological process: activation of GTPase activity.